AAUGGGACAUCACUUUCUUUCUUUCUUUCUUUCCUAUGUGUGCUUGCCAUAUAUUUAUUAAUUUGUCCUUCUCUCGAUCGCUCCCGUUUCAUAUAUAUAUAAUUAAAGCUUUUCGUCUGUCUGAUCAAGAGCGCGUAGUACUACUAGGCUAGCAGCCAUGAGCUCUUCGGUCCUUGGGGCGAGUGCAGGCGGUGGCGGCGGCGGCUCAUCUACCGGCGGGCCGACUCGGGGCGUUGCAGGAGCAGGCGGUGGCGGGCCGUGUGGUGCGUGCAAGUUCCUGCGGCGCAAGUGCGUGACCGGGUGCGUCUUCGCCCCCUACUUCGACUCGGAGCAGGGCGCGGCACACUUCGCGGCGGUGCACAAGGUGUUCGGCGCCAGCAACGUAUCCAAGCUGCUGCUCCAGGUCCCGCCUCACAAGCGCCUAGACGCCGUGGUCACCGUGUGCUAUGAGGCUCAGGCGCGCAUCCGCGACCCCGUCUACGGCUGCGUCUCCCAUGUCUUCGCCCUACAGCAACAGGUGGUGAACCUCCAGACCGAACUCACGUACCUGCAAGGCCACCUGAGCACAAUGGAGCCCCCAACGCCGCCACCUUUAGCUGCACAGAACCAGAUGCCAAUGACGACUGCCGCCUUCUGUGUUUCGAACCUGCCGUGGCCGUCCAACGAUAUCCCGCCCACCGUUGACGUGUCAACGUUGUUGGAGGAGCCACAGACGCAGCAGUCCAACUGGGUCUCCCAGCAGCAACAGCACUAUGUCAUGGUGGGAGAGGGCUCUGGCGCUGGCGUCAGUGGAAGCGGCGCCGGCGCUAGAGGAGGUGGAGACCUGCAAUUGCUGGACCGCCAUGGCACAGCACCAGUUUGGUCUCAGCCUGAGCCGCCGCCAUGCACACAAUGAGCACCAACCUAUACAUAGCUUGGUUGACUGAUUGAUCUGGAAAGACAGGAUACAGAAUGAGAGACUGACUGAGGAAGAUGAUGAAGCAUGGUAGAUAACAGGCAUCCAUCGGUUUUCGAGUACCAGGCCGGGAGUGCAAGGGUGCCCAUAGAUUUGCGCAUUUCUAUAUAGAUUUCUGGGAAUAUUAUGCUCCAAAGGGUGCCCACAGAUUUGCAACCUAAUGUUAGCUUCUGUCAGUGCUCCACUGCAAAAACAAGUUUAUUCUUAUGAUCUAAAUUGUUGUCAUA
Messenger RNA from Zea mays, 1182 nucleotides. Its product is annotated as LOB domain-containing protein 30. Gene Ontology annotation, cellular component: nucleus. Gene Ontology annotation, biological process: hormone-mediated signaling pathway; positive regulation of DNA-templated transcription. The record is from RefSeq and is a predicted model, not a curated record. Lineage: Eukaryota; Viridiplantae; Streptophyta; Magnoliopsida; Poales; Poaceae. The transcript is spliced from 2 exons. The coding region runs from base 158 to 895 and encodes 245 amino acids.